GCUUCCUGCAAAGUUGCACAGCACACAGUAAAUAUCUAUGAGUACUUCAAGAAACCGUGUAACUCGUCAUGCCUACUUGUGUGGCCUACUGCUUGCUGCUGGUCUUCCUUACACACUCCUGUAUCCUGCCCUACAAGACAGCAGAGGCCCAAACUGACUACAGCCAGGUGAUACCAGCCAACUUCCCUAGCCCUGCUGGAGGCAACUACACAGUCAAAUAUGUAUCAGAAGAUGGCGCAGAUGACAUAAAUUGCCUAGAGAAUCAACAAUUCUCUCCUCCUGAUAAUUCAAACGUCAUAAUAUACUGUCGAACACUUCGCUAUGCUCUGUUUGGUAACCACGAUUAUCAAAACAACCAAAGCGUGGCUAACAUCAUUGUGCUAAUGCAACCUGGACGAUAUCCUUUCGGGAAUGUGUCAAUUGUAUUGGAAGAUUUUACCAACCUCGUUAUUUCUAAAGUGCCGAACUCAGUUGGAGAGGUGGUGUUGUAUUGUCAGGAAUAUCUCGAGCAUGACUACAACAAUUUGUAUAUAACGUACUCCAGCUAUGUUGCCGUUAAUGAUGUGGUGUUUGAGAAAUGUGGUCCCUUGUCUCCAGGAAUGGGCAUACGUUCAGUGGAAUGGCUGAAUGUCUCUAACUGUAUUGCUAGGGAUAAUUAUCACAGCGGGAUCAUAACGUACCAAAGUGUCAACAUGACCUUUGAGAACUGCACAUUUGAGAACAACAACAGUACAGCAUCGUACAAUAUAUCAGUUUAUCUAAACCCUGGGGAAAUUCGUUUCGCCGGUGCCCUGUCUAUCAGCUGGCAAAAUCUUAGCAAUUCGGUCGGAUUUGCCGAGAUUACAAACUGCAAAUUCAUGAACAACACUGCGUGGAUAUCACGUCUAAACAUGAACGAUACUCGACCGAACCUGUACAUCCCACAAGGUCACGGGGGUGCAAUUACUACACACUUCGAUAACACCACCAACCACAUGAUCAGAAUUGACAACACUAUUGUUCGUGACAACACAGCGAGAUUCAACGGUGGAGGUGCUUUCUUCUCGUUUUACCAAAGGGCCAGUAACAAUCAGAUUAUGAUCACAAACUCUAGUUUCGAGGAUAAUGAGAGCAUACUUGGAACUGGUGGAGCAGUCAGUAUGAGCACUUUCUAUAAAGCCAACAACAAUCAUCUGUUUAUAUCUGACACCCUCUUCUUGAACAACACUGCUUCUCUUGGAGGUGGCGGGUGUAGCGUCAACAUUCAAGAUCAGUUGAUUGAGAAGACAGAGUUGCUUAUAUCCAAUGUGGCUAAUUUCGAAAACUGUACGUUUGAGAGCAACUCAUCUCCCGAGGGUGGAAGUGCCGUGAGUCUUGUGUCCAAUGCAAGAGUGGACCAGGCACUCAGUACAACCGACUUUAUUAACUGUUCUUUCCUGAACAACGUAGCUCACGAAGAGGGGGCAGUCCUGAGUCUGCGAUUCCCCAUCAAAUUCAACGGUAGAACAGUUUUCAAGAACAAUAUGGGAGGAGGUGUGGUAGUCCUCCAGUCCCGGAUGGAUGUGAGUGGGUGGGUGUGGUUUGAAGGGAACACGGCCGAUCAGGGAGGAGCUCUGAUGCUGAGAGAAGAGAGUGUUAUGCAAGUAUUAAGAGACACCAACAUGACCUUCAUCAGGAACUCAGCUAGACGACAAGGAGGAGCUAUUUCAGUCAUAUCGCCAUCUGUCGGCCUGGACACGGACAUUAUCAGAUUGUUCAACACGAGAUGCUUCAUUCAGUAUGACGUUAUUGACACACCCGACUCAAUACAACCAUCAGAUUGGAAUGCCACCUUCAGGUUCAUUGACAACAGAGCUGAAAUCAACGGUGCUGCUAUACAUGCCACGGAUAUCGCCAGAUGCACCUACACCCCCUCACUGAACACCACGGAUACAGUCACAGUUACUGAGAGAUCCAUCUUCUCACUCAAUACAGUCUUCUAUUUCAGUGGUAACGAGGUGACUGACAACACGACAGUCAGGGCCAACAUGUCAGUAGCCUCAUCACCCUCCAACCUGCUCUUAAGCCCACAGGAGGUGACUGGUGCUCCGGGGGAGGUGAUUGAGUUCAAAAUAAGGGCAAUUGAUCAGAGUGGGAACUGGAGGAGGGCCGUCUGGAGUCUCAAUGACAAUGGAGUCACUACGGACCCAACUGAAGGCCAGGAGUUCUUCGUGCUCACUCCAGCUGGCAGCACACACAGAUACACUGUACAGAGCAAGGACGGUUAUUCUUAUGAGAAUUGCUCCAACAGCAAAACACUGCAUCAGAACAAAAUUGAUUUCAGCCUCGUUCAAAUUAUUGCUGGAGACAUCGCUAAUAUCAGCACCUCUAUUGUGGGUGUGGCCUGUUGUCACCCUGGUUACGUGUUCAACGACAACAGAUCCACGUGCGAGUAUAACCGCGACAACAAAGUGAUUCUGAGAGGAGACAUUAACCAUCGCUACCUGUACAUAGAGCCUGAGCACUAUGCUUCAAUGCGGAAUGGGAAGCUGGUGUCGGCCGUCAUCCCACCCACAUUCCAGAACUGCUCUACUCAAGGAGCACUUCGUGGAUGUCUGUACAAGUUUGACGGUGAAGAUGACCAGUGUGACUACAAUCGCUCAGGGUUCCUGUGUGGUAAUUGCCCUGAGGGUCAAGGUCUGGACCUCACGCUCAGGUUCUGCAAAGAGUGCACUGUGAGAGACACCAUCUGGGUGACAGUAAUCGUUAUUCUCUGUAUAAUUGCCGCUGUUCUUGUGAUUGUGUUCAACAUUGGAGUGCCUAACGACCUCAAAGGAUGCUUCUUCUUUGUUCAAGUCGUCGGUUUUGUAUAUCAGGGAAGCACUGAUUGGGACUUCCAUUUGUCUCGUCUACUGGCCAGUUUCUACCUGUUCCUGUGCCCCCUGCCCGCCCACAGUGCUUACGUUACUGCCUUCUAUGGAUUCAUUCUCUCCAUAAUAGCAGGACUAACAAUCAUUGUAUACGUCAUAUGUGCAAGGUUCAUUGGUAGACUGGGACACCACUCGGCUCUGGAGGGGAUAUGGUUGCUAUGCAUCAUCACUAUCAAGUACGCAGCUGACACAGCGUAUCUACUACUACGCUGCCAGAAAGUGACUGGAAAAGACGUACAUGGAGAGUUUGUAUACUUUUACGAUGGGACCAAAGCAUGUUUCACAUUCGAUGAGAACAGCCGUCAUCUUGGCUUCGCCAUCAUGGCAAUAGUCCUACUGCUUGCAGUCAUUGCGGCCAUAAUAGCCAUCCUCGUCAUCAGCUAUAGAAGGUUUAAACACACACAAGCCUUCACGGAUAUACUGACAAAUGGUGUCAACGUGUCCUGUCGCUGGUGGAGUGCUUUUGACCUCUUAAGAAGGCUUUUGAUAGUACUGGUCGCAUUGGGCCUCAACUACAUACAGCCAGACUUCAAUCAGCUGGCACAGUUUGCGGUCGGUCUUGUCAUCUUCUUCACAUUUGCAAUUUCCCAACCGUAUAAAGAGAGAAGGUCAAACAUCAUUGAAGCACUCAUUCUCCUCGACCUUCUUAUACUGACGUCUCUCUUCCUCAACACAGCUGACCAGAGCCAGGACACGGUGAACGGGCUGGCCGCACUAUUGCUCCUGUUGCCUUUCAUCUACGGUGCUCUGUAUAUCGUGUUCAGCAUUGUCAGUAUUGUAUGGAAUAAAUGUUCACCAACAAGCUUUAUGAAGUUUUGUCAGCAAGUGAGUCACCUGAUGGUGCGAGGCAAGUGGAGGGAGAAGGUGGAGGGAGGCAUUAGUCACGACCUGGAUCGGUUCAUCAGUGUUAGAAAAACUAGCGAUGGAUCUGUCGUCGAGACUGAGCUGCACGACUCUGCUGAGUUCUCCUCUGAUUACACAGAGCUCAGGGAAGAGCUAUUGGAAACCUCUCCUUCAUAAAACAAUUAUAUAGGCAAUUAACUUGUGUAUGUUAAAUUGUGUUUUAUUGUGAGUGUAUGUACAUGAUGACUGUCUACAAAAUUAAUUUCGCGAUUCUUUUUAUUCGUAAUAAAAUCCCAAUUAUUUGUUAUAAAAUAAAAAAUUAACGUCAACAA
This is a messenger RNA of Halichondria panicea, 4063 nucleotides long. RefSeq lists its product as uncharacterized. The record is from RefSeq and is a predicted model, not a curated record. The coding region runs from base 69 to 3908 and encodes 1279 amino acids. The transcript is spliced from 21 exons. NCBI's taxonomy places the organism in Eukaryota, Metazoa, Porifera, Demospongiae, Suberitida, Halichondriidae.